Molecule: messenger RNA, 1029 nt
Organism: Neurospora tetraspora
Lineage: Eukaryota; Fungi; Ascomycota; Sordariomycetes; Sordariales; Sordariaceae
Exons: 4
Coding region: 325-927 (200 amino acids)
Source: RefSeq, a predicted model, not a curated record
CUCUCAUCUCCCCCAUAAUCCGGUCGUUUCCUUCCAGAUCCCUUGGGACCCUCGCCUGCUUCUAGGAUAUUCUCCUGAUCUCUUAAAGUCCUCAAGUGGUGCUGUCACUCGCUCUGACCUUUUUACCUGCCUGACCUCUUGCUCUCAUUUCCGUUCGGAUCUCCUCAAGUUCAGUUCAGGACCGUCGAAAUCCCGUUAACUUCACCUCACCGUCGUUGUCGUUGCUCGUGCUCCCCCGUACAUUCCGAGUUUCCUAGUGAACGAACAUAAUCAAUCCAACCACUCAUCCACCCGUCCACGAUAAUUCAAAUCCAAUCUUUCACAAUGGUUGCCUACAGCACUACCCUCCUGGCUCUUGCCAGCUCCUUGACCCUCGUCUCCGCCGACUACUGGGUCAACACUAGCAACAUCGACAUGGGCACAAAGCAGAACUGGUGCUUGAACGAACUGGCCAGCUGCCCCCUUAUUUGCCAGCAACAGGAUCUUGGUCCUAUCGAGAAAAACCUUUGCGAUGCUGACACCCUUGAAUACGCAUGUGUUUGCGGCAACGGCCAGACUCCCAACUUGACCGAGUACACUUUGACGAUUCCUUACCACACUUGCGUCUACUGGGUUCAGGAAUGUAUCCAGGACAACACGGGCGACAACCUUGCGCAGGCCGCCUGCGCCGCGGACCACCCAUGCGGUGCUAAGGACCCCAAGAGAUCCAACGCGACCACGACGUCGACUGCUUCCAAUACCGCCAGCCCAACCGCUUCCAGCACAGGCACUGGCGUCUUCACAGGACUUGCCGGCGAGAGCAGCGGUGGUGCGGAUUCGAGCAACAACGGCGGCCACAAGAAGAACGCCGCUCCCCGCAUGCUGGAGUCGAUUGGCGCGACCCUUGUCUUUGGCAGUCUCUUUGCUGGUUUCGCCAUCAUGCUCUAGGCUAGCGUUUUUUUUGACGUUUGCGGUCGUACCGGAUGUGCGUCGAGCUUUUUGGGGGGGGGGGGGAUCAAAUGUGAAGGCGAGAGCCGUUUUCACAAAAGA